GCAAAGAAGUAUAUGACAGGCUGGUUCGCACUGGACGCCAUUGCAGCAAUCCCAUGGUCUUGGAUUGGAGACAGCACGGCAGCGCAGAUGACGCGAAGCUUGAAAGUGGUCCGCCUGGUGCGCCUGGCACGCCUGCUGCGGCUGGCGAAGCUGCGGCAGAUCACCGAGGCCGCCGAAAUGUUCAUGGAGGGCAAGUACCUGGCUGAGCUGAUCAUGGGCUUCGGCAAGGUGCUUCUGCUCCUCUGCGCCGUGGCCCAUUGGUGCGCCUGCUUCUGGCAUGCCGUGGGCAACGAGGAA
Molecule: messenger RNA, 297 nt
Organism: Symbiodinium sp. CCMP2456
Lineage: Eukaryota; Dinophyceae; Suessiales; Symbiodiniaceae
Source: the annotation of a GenBank genome assembly